UUGUUUGCACUUGCUGUAAACAAACCAUAAGCUGUUGGUUUGUGUUUUUCAUUUAAUUUGACUUAAAUAUCUAUAUUUGCGUUGCUCAAAACUAUUAAACAUUGGUUCCAACUGCUACAAACCAUUUAUCUGACUGAUAAAACAACCAUUUGUAUAACCUCGGAGUCUAAACGGCUCAGCACGCGAUAAUCACAACCAGCCUGAAAAUGGACGCUAUGGAUGCGAAGGAAAUUCUCAACCAUUUGAACCAUUUGGGCUAUCGCAACAUUACUGCAGCACAGUUGAAAGAAUUUCAAAAAGAUUUGAAAAAGCUUAUCCGGUACGAUGCGAAGCCGUACAGCCAGAUGGACAGAGAAAAUGUGGAAAAUAAUACAGAACAAGGCAGCGUAUUCGAACGAUUGCAUGCUGAAACAACUGCAAGCUAUCAGGCAAAAAUGGCUAAAUCUUCAAAGCAUAGUCAGCGUGCUGCACCUAUAGAUAAGGAAAAUCAUUCCCCAAACCCUAGAACUGUUUCUACAGCAGUGAAGGACAACAGUGAAACUGUCUGUAAGAUGUGGAUAAGACCAAAAAGUUCUCAUUCAACCAAACGAAGUGACCCAGUCGAACUGUACCAUUCGUACAAAAAAGAGUGGAAUAAAUUCAAACAGAACCUACCGGGCGAAAAUGAUCAUUCCGAACUACGUUGGAGGAUCAGGAACAAGUUACUGGGGGAGUAAAUAAAACGCUACAACAUGCUACAUACAAUACUCGAGGACGAAAUAAAAAUGCUUUAUUUUUACGAUUAUUAA
Anopheles coluzzii is the source of this 788-nucleotide messenger RNA. RefSeq lists its product as uncharacterized. Bases 207 to 716 code for a protein of 169 amino acids. The record is from RefSeq and is a predicted model, not a curated record. The transcript is spliced from 3 exons. Gene Ontology annotation, cellular component: centriole; non-motile cilium. Gene Ontology annotation, biological process: cilium assembly. NCBI's taxonomy places the organism in Eukaryota, Metazoa, Arthropoda, Insecta, Diptera, Culicidae.